AACAUUUGAAUAUUUUUUAUUAUUAUUUUCAAGUAGUUUUCAUUGUUGACUACGUCUUAUAAUAUUAUAUAUUAAUUAAUGGUUAUGAUACCGUUUCAUAAAUAUUAUUAAAAUCAGUAUCAUAAAAUUUGUUUACAUUCAUGUAGACAAAACAUUUUACAAACAUUUAUUAGUGGUAAUCAUCUGUCGAAUCUCGGAUAGAUGAGUCCGUAUAACAAACUGUAUGAAAUGAUUGGUAAAAAAUGGGCUUUACCGAUGUAGUUGUGCAAUCGGACUGCGAACGGUUGUUAAAAGACAUUCAAAUGAGAAGAAAAACAGAACAUCGUAUUACCUUAAGGAAACUGGUUAUGUUUUUUGCAUUGUUGACUUUAUUCGGUAUCAUAUAUUUCGGUUAUUUUUGUUCAGACAAUCGUUGUUCAUUUUCUUAUAAUCCUAAACCGGCCAUUUAUUCAGAAUGGACAGUAAUGAAUCUUUUAUCUACCAACAUAACUGACUUUAAAAGCGCCAAAGACACAGGUACAGGAGUGAGUUACAAUGAUAUGCAAAGUGAAAACCAAUUACGUUUUGACAUGAAUGCACAUGAUGUCAUGGUGUUUUUGCAUAUACAGAAAACUGGUGGUACAUCGUUUGGGCGUCAUCUUGUUCAAGAUUUAGACUUACAGCGUCCUUGUACAUGUCAAAGAAAAAGAAAGUUAUGUUAUUGUUUCAGACCUAGUCGAAAUGAAAAUUGGCUAUUUAGUCGAUAUUCUACUGGAUGGAAGUGUGGACUCCAUGCGGAUUUUACUGAGUUAACUGGAUGUGUUGAUUCUGAACUUGAUAAAAAUGAAGGAAAAUCUAUUAAACGAAGAUAUUUCUAUCUUACUUUAUUGAGAGAUCCAGUUAGUCGUUACCUCUCUGAAUACAAACAUGUGCAAAGAGGAGCAACUUGGAGAAUGUCUAGACAUUGGUGUGGAGGUCAUCCAGCAUCACUUGAAGAAUUGCCAAAAUGUUAUAAUGGUACAUUUUGGACAGAUGUAACAUUAAAUUCGUUUGCAGAUUGUCCAUAUAAUUUAGCUGCCAAUCGACAAACUAGAAUGUUAGCAGAUCUAUCUCUGAUUGGUUGUUAUAAUUCUUCAUAUAUGAAUCAAGAAGAACGAAACAGGGUCAUGCUAGCAAGUGCUAAAAGAAACUUACUAUCAAUUGCAUUUUUUGGACUCACUGAAUAUCAAAAAUUAAACCAAUACAUAUUUGAAGAAACAUUUAAUUUAAGAUUUGCAGUAACAUUUACACAACAUAAUACAACUCUAUCUGCUGUUUAUAAAUCUUUAUUAAAUGCUGAAGAAUUGGAAAAAGUAAAAAAAAUAAAUGCAUUGGACAUUGAGCUGUACAAUUUUGCAAAGCAUUAUUUAUUUCGGCGAUUUGAAAAAUUACGAGCAAAAAACCCAAAUUUUAAAGAACGGUGGGCACAUUUAGGCCAAUUACCUAGUCAAACCGCAUUUGACUGGGAAAAAGAAGUAGAGACUGAAGCUGCUGACAAUGAAGUAAAUUAUACGUAGCAUUAACUCUUUUUGUUAAAAACAAAAAAAAACAAACAAAGAAAAGCAACAGAUCUCUUGUUUAUUUGAAAGAAUGUAUAUUGUAUAAUAUGUAUGCUUUAAUCAUUUCCCGAGCUUGUUCCUGCCAUGCCAAAAUACUAAAAUUAAAUUGUAUGUAUUCACAUUUAAAGAAUUGAAUACAACUAAAUAAUAAUGUUAUUAUAUAAUUAUUUAUAGUUUAUAUAUUAAUAUAAUUUAGUUAUUGUUGUACUAAAGGAGCAAUGUUCUUACAAAUAUUAUACACUCAUAUCAUAAGUAAAGGAAAAUAAUAUUUAGAGCUUUAAUACAAAUUUUAAACUUAUCUAAAAUUAAUUAAUAUUUGUCCACGGUAAUUGAACCAUUCCAGUUAAAUUUUAAUAUUUUAAAUUAACAAUUAUUAUAAAUGUAAUUAGAUAACAAAAUUAACCACAUUGCAGUAUUUUAAAUUAGAUUUCCCAAAUGAAUUAAGAUUGAUCAUUAAAAAUAUACAUAUCAAAUAAUAACAAAAUUAAAAAUAUGUCAUUGAAUCAUAGAUGUAUAAUGAGCAAAGUUAUCAUUUGAAUUACUUAUGUAUUCUUUAUUAUCAAAUUUUACUUUUUACAAGACUGUAAUUUAAAAUUAACCAAAUCAAAUUCAAAUUAAUUAUAUUAUUUUUAUUUACUGAUAACUUGUAUACCUGAUAAACCAAACUAAUUUAACCACCUAUUAAGAAACAUAAUACAAUUUUAGCCGUGAAUGUAUUAAAAUAUAGUUUAUUUAUAUUUAUAUUUUAUAAAAUAUACUUAUUAUUUACCAAGUAUUUUAUUAUUAUAUAAUAGAAAAGCAUAAAUAUGUAUAUAUUAAACAAUUGUGCGUAUUCAGUAAGUUGACAAUCUUAACAGUAAUAUCUCAAACUCAAAUAUAUUUUAAUAAUUUAUAAGCUGUAGAGGUGAAUGAUAAUAUGUUGUAUACUUAUACAAUACUUAGUUAAUCAUACUUAAAAUGUGAAUAUUUUAGUUAUCCACAUGAGUCUGAAUUUGAUUAAAUAUAAAAUAUUAUAGUGUUAACAUUGUAUAAUUGAUAUGGAAUAAAUUUUAUUUCUUAUAAUUGCA
This is a messenger RNA of Aphis gossypii (cotton aphid), 2644 nucleotides long. It is a transcript of the gene Hs6st, whose product is annotated as heparan-sulfate 6-O-sulfotransferase 2. Gene Ontology annotation, cellular component: membrane. The record is from RefSeq and is a predicted model, not a curated record. NCBI's taxonomy places the organism in Eukaryota, Metazoa, Arthropoda, Insecta, Hemiptera, Aphididae. Gene Ontology annotation, molecular function: heparan sulfate 6-sulfotransferase activity. The coding region runs from base 243 to 1535 and encodes 430 amino acids. The transcript has 6 exons.